Molecule: messenger RNA, 1352 nt
Organism: Nicotiana tabacum (common tobacco)
Lineage: Eukaryota; Viridiplantae; Streptophyta; Magnoliopsida; Solanales; Solanaceae
Product: PHD finger protein ALFIN-LIKE 4
Biological process (GO): regulation of DNA-templated transcription
Cellular component (GO): nucleus
Molecular function (GO): transcription cis-regulatory region binding; transcription coregulator activity; histone binding
Source: RefSeq, a predicted model, not a curated record
CAACUCACCCUUCUCCUCCUCCUCGUGUUUUGGUCAAAACAUCAAAAUACCCCCUAUAUAUUUUCAUUUUUUUUUUCUUUUUCCCUCCAACAUCGUCUCUCUCUCUCUCUCUCUGUGCUUUUUCACUCUACACUCCCAGUUGUCUCUCUGCCUUGGUCGAUAAUUUAUACAGAAGAAACGAUGGAAGGUGGUCAACAGUACAAUCCUCGAACAGUUGAAGAAGUUUUUAGAGAUUUCAAGGGUCGUAGAGCUGGCCUUAUUAAAGCUCUUACUACUGAUGUUGAAGAAUUUUACCAGCAGUGCGACCCAGAAAAGGAAAAUCUUUGCCUCUAUGGAUUUCCAAGUGAACAGUGGGAAGUCAAUCUACCAGCUGAGGAAGUGCCCCCAGAGCUUCCAGAGCCUGCUCUGGGCAUUAACUUUGCCCGUGAUGGCAUGCAAGAGAAGGACUGGCUAUCUUUGGUUGCUGUGCAUAGUGAUGCAUGGUUACUUGCUGUUGCAUUUUAUUUUGGCGCUAGGUUUGGUUUCGAUAGAGCUGAUAGGAGAAGAUUGUUCAAUAUGAUAAACGAUCUUCCCACCAUUUUUGAGGUUGUGUCUGGGACAGCCAAGAAACAAUCAAAAGAGAAAUCAUCAAUGUCAAAUCACAGCAGCACCAAGUCUAAGUCAAAUUCCAAGGCGGCACAGCUUGGCUCUGAACCGCCACCCAAGUACUCAAGACCACAACCGAAAGAUGAGGAUGAAGAUGGUUUGGAAGAGGAGGAAGUUGACGAGCAAGGAGAAACAUUAUGUGGUGCUUGCGGUGAGAACUAUGCAUCUGACGAGUUCUGGAUCUGCUGUGACGUAUGUGAGAAAUGGUUCCAUGGGAAAUGCGUUAAGAUCACUCCAGCUAGGGCCGAACAUAUCAAGCAGUACAAAUGCCCCGCCUGCAGCAACAAGAGAGCACGCACCUGAUUGUAAGGUCACCAGGCUCACACUUUAUCAGGGAAUUAUUAACAAGAUCAUUUUCUAAUCUGAGGAAAUCUCUUUUCGAGAAGCUUGAAAAAGUCAUAGGUAUUGUUUCUAGGUUGCUAUGUUGUCCAGUUCUUAGUUGUAGUUUGUGGUUGAGGUCUGCUUUUUUCUAUGUAGGCUGCCGAUGUAGUUGGUUGUGUAGGUUUAGGUUAUGGUGUUAAGACUCCACUCUCAAUUACUGUCUGUUUCAUUUAAAGGGAAGUCAAUCCCAGUCAUAUGGUGGAAGGAUAUGUUAACUGCCUCGCAUAAAUUUGUGUAAAGUGAUGUUCUAUGUGCUAAUUAUGCUUUGACUGCAUGAUUUGGUUUCAGUAAAUUGAUGAAAGAUGAGAUCUGCUGUUGGUUGUUGA